GAAUAUCUUGUCCUUUUAGAUGCAACAUUAGAUACUGUUUAAUUUAUACAUAAAAAGUGAUGGCGAACAAGAUAAAACCGUGUACUAUGAAUAUCUGCAGGGUCUGUUUAACUGAAUCUUCAAACAUGACCUCUUUAUUGAUUAAAUUAGGAGACAGUGAUCGUACGAUAGUGGAGGUGCUAAAUUUCGUAUCCAAUAUUAACAUUAGAAUGUGUAAUAAACUUCCCAAGCAGCUAUGUAAUGAUUGCAAAGACAAUUUAUUUAAAGCCGACGAUUUUAAACGUCGCUGCAUUGAAUCCGAGAAUAUUUUGAAUGACAUUUUUAAUUCCUACAAAUACGAAUUAGACAAGACUCUAACACUUCAAAAUGCAGUAAUUAAAGAAGAAAUACCAAUAGAAACCUUCGACAUAGUGGUGCAGCAGCCAUUGCAUUCAAAUGUAACAAUAAAUGAGGGGGAAAGUAAAAAUAAAUUAAGUUUAAAUCAAUGUCCUGAACGCAGAACUGUUCUGAAAACUGUUUCAGUAGAGUUUGACAAAAAAGUUGCGAUAAAACAAGAAUUCAAAAAGGAUAUUGACUCGCACGAUGGUGACUCAAACGACUUCGAUGACACUUUCGAUUCAGCAGAGAAACAUGAAGUUGAAGAUGUGAAAACAGAGAAUAAAAACAAAAUACUGGAUAAACUGGUUUCUAACAACAAAAAAGUACACAAGUGCCUCAGGUGCGACAUAAAAUUUGAUAGUGUAGUCGAGUGGAGACUGCACAGGAAGGUGCAUUCCAAUAAUCAAAAUGAUGAACUGCAGUACCAAUGUUCAAUGUGCAACCGAAAGUUUUCGAGGAAAUCAUCGCUAUCCAACCAUUUGCGGCAACACCAAGUGAAAGAUGGUGUUCUAUUCACUUGUAUAACUUGUAAACGGGAAUUUAGGCAUCAGGCUCAUUUAGACAAUCAUAUAUUAGCUGUACACACAUGUGAACAAGGAAUUACAUGCACAUUUUGUAAUAACAAUUUUACAACUAAAGAAAGUUUAGAGUUGCACUUGGAAAGUCAUAAAACAGAGAAGAAAUAUCAGUGUAAGAUUUGUAAUAAGUUGUUUUUUAUGCAGUCUACUCUAACGGAUCAUAUACGCACACAUACCGGUGAGAAGCCGUUCCUGUGUUCAAUAUGUGGCCGGGGAUUUAGCCAGAACAAUAAUUUGCAACAACAUGUGAGGAGGCAUCAGGGGCACAAGCCAUUUAAAUGUGACGAUUGUGAAAGAAGUUUCGUGACUAAAGGCGAAUUACAAGCACACAAGAGGAAGCACAGCGGCGCACACCCAUUCGUGUGCGAUGACUGUGGGAACGGCUUCACCACCUCCAGCUCCUUAGUCAAGCACCGCCGCAUACAUACCGGGGAACGUCCAUACUCCUGCGAGUUCUGCCCGAUGAGGUUCAAAGCUUCAAGUACAUUGACGAAUCAUAGAAGAACACACACUGGAGAAAAGCCGUACCAAUGCUCGCAUUGUGAAAAAGCAUUCGCUCAAAGGAAUGACCUUAUCAGUCAUAUACGGUGUCAUACUGGCGAGAGGCCGUAUGUAUGUAACACUUGUGGACAGGCCUACAGGAAGGCGUCCAGUUUGAAAGCUCACCUUAAGGUACAUAAUAAGGAGAAAGAAAUGAAUUUGUGGACGCUACAGGAUGUGGCAGUUUCAUAAUUCUUCAUGACAGUCAUUAGUGGAUUUGGAAGCUAAGAAUUCUAAUUUAAAACAGAUUUUUCUUAAUGGAUAUAAAAUGAACACCCUGUGUUUAUAUAAGGAAAAAAAAUGAAUUUGUGGACACUACAGGAUGUGGCAGUUUAGUAAUUCUUAAUGACAGUCGUUAGUGGCUGUUGGAAGCUAUGAAUUCGCAUUUGAAAUGAAAUGAAAUUUUAUUUUGAAACAUUAUUUUCUUAAAUAAUACGAAAUAAACCUUUGUUUUACGGUAUACUCUGUCGCGGCAUCUAUGAAAUUUGGAUACCAGGAUGUUAGUAUGAAGUUAUGGACUGAUGGAUAUCACAGUUGCAGUUGCGAACUCACACUUGCGAAUCAGAUGUCAGUAUGAAAUUAAAAUUGAUGUUAUUUGCGCAUCAAUCUCUGUAUAUAUUUAUAAUCUAUGUUCUGUAUCAUUUGUGGCUGAAACCGCGGUUGAACCAGAACCAGAACUUG
Molecule: messenger RNA, 2177 nt
Organism: Achroia grisella
Lineage: Eukaryota; Metazoa; Arthropoda; Insecta; Lepidoptera; Pyralidae
Product: zinc finger protein OZF-like
Exons: 2
Coding region: 60-1688 (542 amino acids)
Biological process (GO): regulation of transcription by RNA polymerase II
Cellular component (GO): nucleus
Molecular function (GO): DNA-binding transcription factor activity, RNA polymerase II-specific; zinc ion binding; RNA polymerase II cis-regulatory region sequence-specific DNA binding
Source: RefSeq, a predicted model, not a curated record